This is a messenger RNA of Blastomyces gilchristii SLH14081, 2233 nucleotides long. RefSeq names its product sterigmatocystin 8-O-methyltransferase. The transcript has 5 exons. Gene Ontology annotation, molecular function: O-methyltransferase activity. The record is from RefSeq and is a predicted model, not a curated record. The coding region runs from base 524 to 1864 and encodes 446 amino acids. NCBI's taxonomy places the organism in Eukaryota, Fungi, Ascomycota, Eurotiomycetes, Onygenales, Ajellomycetaceae.
UUCAGAAUAUGCUCCGCCUUGUCGUGCUGCCGCCGUUGAAUUGUCCAUUUUCUUCCGUCUAAUUCUAGCGCAGGCCCAUCUUUCCAAUCUUUCCAGAUCCAGGUUUGGGUGGGUGUAGCAAAUAGCUAACCGAGGCGAACACUGUCCCUCAGCCCACCGACCCUGCUCUCAAACAGGACCUGUCCCUGGCCAAUUCCUUGUUCAGCGGGCUCAUGACGAGAAGGAUUCGUGGCCGGGCCCGGAACAAUAUGCUUAAGGGGCGCUAUCCACAACGCUGGGCUUGGCCUCCGAGGAUUCCCCGAUACGAUACAAGUCAGAAUGAUGCUGCUUGCAUGUCCGAGAGCGGAACCCCCUGUAGCCGGGAGAUGCGAUGAUGAUGAGUUCGAAAUGGCUAAUAAAAAGGGCCCGGUCCCCUCGGCCAUCAGUUCCUUUUUCCUGCCACUCUGAAUGACAAGUUACAUUUACGCCCUUCUCUCCCCCGUUAUAGUUACUUCGCUUACCCAGCUCCGGUCCCUAUAUCACAAUGACAGAGAUACAGCCAACCCUCAAUGGGCUCGCAGCCAAGAUUACCGAACUUUCAGAGACGUUUACUAAGUUGUUGCAGGAGAACAAUAUUCCAGAACCGACUUUCGCUGCGGAUAGCCCACCUAGCUAUGUUGGCUUGACGGCAGAAAGCUUCCUGAUACGACAAAAGCUCCUUGACGCAGUAAAUGAUAUGUGGUAUCUGACACAGGGUCCGAGUGAGAGUAUUUUCAACUAUGUUCACACUGCCAUGCCCGAUGCCGCCGCUCUCAAUACUAUGAAUUAUUUCGAUUUCUGGUCUGCCGUGCCUGUCAACGGUACUGCUUCUUACGCCGACAUCGCAGAGCAUACAUCUCUUCCCGAAGAUGUUGUUUAUCGCCUUUUACAACACGCAAUGACGCUUCGGAUAUUCUCAGAGACCGAGCCUGGAAAGCCCUCGUCCCGCGUGCAGCACACGUCCCGUUCUGCUGCGCUAGCCCGUUCAUCGGGGUUAAGAGCCCUUGUUUCUACAGUGCUGGAUGACUCAGGCGCCCCCAUGAUGGUCAUGAAUGAAGCGCUAGCAAAAUACAGCCGCGGGAAGCCCGCGCUGACCCAAGAAAUGAACGAGACAUCAUUUGCUCUGUUCCAUAGGAGCGGAAUAUAUGGGAAAUAUAGUAACCCCUGGGAGUUCCUGGAAAAUGACGGUGAGGGGGAGAAAAAAGGUUGGCGAGCUGCGAACUUUGCGGAGUUUAUGCGUUAUGUGAAAGAAAUUUUCCGUCUUGAAGAAGUGGUGCUUCAAUGUCAUGAUUGGAAGGCGGCGGGAAAGGCAACUGUGGUAGAUUUGGGUGGCUCCGCCGGCCACGACGCGGUAGUACUAGCACGGAACUUCCCAGACCUCAAAAUCAUAGUCCAGGACCUGCCUAAAGUCAAGCCUGUGUUCGACACAGAAUUUCCAUCGGAAUUCAAGCCACGCGUGUCCUUUGUAGAACACGACUUCUUCCAGCCGCAGCCGGUCCAAGCUGAUAUUUACAUAAUCAAAAUGAUUCUCCACGACUGGCCUGACCAAGAGGCAGCGAAGAUAUUGCGUGCGUUGGUUCCCGCAUUGAAGCCCGGUGCUCGAGUUCUUCUCAUAGAAUACAUUGGCAAGCACGAUAAAACGGAAGGACCUGCGUUGCCACGCUCGAUCCAGCAAAUGGGCACCGCAACCGAUGUGAGAAUGAUGGCAUUAUUUAAUACAAAGGAACGCGCGGUUGAUGGUUGGAAGGACAUUUUCCGCGCUGCAGAUGAGCGGUUUGAUGUUGUCCGUGUCAACGCGAGUUCGGAGACGUUCUUCGCUGUGGUUGAGGCUGUGUGGCGGGGAUGAGAGGGUAGGUAGUAUUUAUUUGUGCGCGGGGACAACAGUAGCCAGGACUUUGGCGUAUCCCCAUCCUGGUCUCUGGUCUUGUGAGUUUAAGAUAUUGAAAUAUUAAUUAUGAUGUCCUCCAUUUGGUUAAUGAAAUUGCUGGGCCGAAUUUAACUGCAUAGAUAUUUGAAUAUGUAGCUAGAAAUCGUUCCCCGCUCCGCUGUAUGACAGGUUACACUUUAGAAUCCUUAACUCGACACAAAUGGCGAACAUUGGGUUGUUCUGAAAUUAGAAAACCAAAACCGCUGAAGCCUAGAGGCGUGGAUGAGGGGCUAGGAUUCUCAUGACAAAGCUGCUUAGAGCUUCAUAGACAAAGAACAAAACGAGAAG